AUGAUGCGCACCACCGCCCUCCGUGCCCUCCCCCGCGGCACCGUCGCCCGCCAGCUCUCGACCUCGGCCGCUUCCCAGUUCGCCCAGCCCUCCGAGUCGACCGCCACCCCUGCUGCCGGCACCAAGCCUCCUCAGAUCAAGGAGUUCAAGAUCUACCGCUGGAACCCCGACACCCCCUCGGAGAAGCCCAAGCUCCAGUCCUACAAGGUUGACCUCAACCAGUGUGGCCCUAUGAUGCUUGACGCUCUCAUCAAGAACGAGAUGGACCCCACCCUUACCUUCCGUCGCUCGUGCCGUGAGGGUAUCUGUGGCUCGUGUGCCAUGAACAUUGACGGUGUCAACACCCUCGCCUGUCUCUGCCGCAUUGACAAGGACACCUCCAAGCCCGGCAAGGUCUACCCCCUCCCUCACAUGUACGUUGUCAAGGACCUCGUCCCUGACCUCACCCUCUUCUACAAGCAGUACAAGUCCAUCCAGCCUUGGCUCAAGCACGACAACCCCCCCAAGACUGAGAUCCUCCAGUCCCAGCACGACCGCAAGAAGCUCGACGGCAUGUACGAGUGCAUUCUCUGCGCGUGCUGCUCCACCUCGUGCCCUUCGUACUGGUGGAACCAGGACCAGUACCUUGGCCCUGCCGUCCUCAUGCAGGCUUACCGCUGGAUUGCCGACUCUCGUGACCAGGCCACCGAGGAGCGCAAGGAGAAGCUCCAGAACAACAUGUCUCUCUACCGAUGCCACACCAUCUUGAAUUGUACCCGCACUUGCCCGAAGGGGCUCCGUCCAGGCAGUGCGAUCGCUUUCAUGAAGUUGGAGAUGGCGACGGGCAAGAAGGCCUCGCACGGCAUCACCGAGGUCGCCUAA
Trichosporon asahii var. asahii CBS 2479 is the source of this 861-nucleotide messenger RNA. RefSeq names its product succinate dehydrogenase iron-sulfur subunit. Gene Ontology annotation, biological process: tricarboxylic acid cycle; respiratory electron transport chain; aerobic respiration. NCBI's taxonomy places the organism in Eukaryota, Fungi, Basidiomycota, Tremellomycetes, Trichosporonales, Trichosporonaceae. Gene Ontology annotation, cellular component: mitochondrial membrane. The record is from RefSeq and is a predicted model, not a curated record. The transcript has 6 exons. The coding region runs from base 1 to 861 and encodes 286 amino acids. Gene Ontology annotation, molecular function: 2 iron, 2 sulfur cluster binding; electron transfer activity.